AUGAUUCAACAUAUUAAUUUGGAGCAAAAUAACCAAGUCCUCAUUGAGGGCUUUAAAAGCUACAAGGACCAGACGCACACGGAGGAUUUUGAUCCCAAAAUUAAUGUAGUUGCGAUUCGGUUCGUCCUUAACGAUGCAUUUAUCAACAUGCGAGGGGACGAGCGGCUCCAGCUGUUACACGAGGGUGCUGGACAUCGAAUGUCCAGCGCUUGGGUGGAACUCGUGUUCGACAACUCAGACGGGCGCUUUCCGGGCAAGAUCACUGCCAUGGCCGCCAUGUCGGACGCGCAGCGUAUGGAGCUUCUCAAGGAGAUUGGAGGUGCUCGCGUGUACGAGGAGCGGCGCAAGGAGAGCCUGCUGAUUUUGCAAGAGACGGACAGCCGCGGGCAACAGAUCAAGAGCACGCUUUCGGAGCUCGAGGACAAGUUGAAGGAGCUGGACACAGAGCGCGCCGAGUUGUUGGAGUUCCAGCAGCUGGACCGCCGGCGGCGCUGCUUGCAGUACACCCUGUACGACAAGGAGCUGACUAAGGCGCAUGCUGAUCUUGAAAAGUUGGAGCGGGAGGCCAGUCGCCUACGGGAGACGGUCGGUGCUGUGUCCGAUGACCAGGGCCGGCACUCCGCAGAGCUCAAGGACCUGGAGCGCCAGAUCCGUGCGCUGGAGGCGGAGUUUGGCGUGGCCGGGAACCAGGCGAAGGAGCUGCAGGCUCGCAAGCAGGAGCUGACGGCGCAGCGCUCGCGUGCGGAAGUGGAGAUGGACGAUCUGGGGCGGCGAAUUAGUCGCGCCGAGGUGUUGGCGGGCAGCGCACGAAAGGAGCUGGAAACGUUGCGGGCCAGCGUGGCGGAUGAGCAUGGCAAAAUGGAGAAGGUAUUAUGCUCGUGCUGCGGGGUAUGGCAGGGGUCGCCCCUGCGCGAGGCAGCUGCCAAUGCUGAGUCAGCCCACGCUGCUCUGCUGGCUCGCAUCACGGAGGCGGAGUCCCGGCUGGCAGCGCUCUACCGAAAGCAGGGGGCAAGCAGCCAGUACAAGUCAAGGGAGGAACGUGACGCUGCGCUGAGAAAGGAGAUUGCGGCCAAGGAGUCCAUGCUGGCCUCCAAGCGCCAGGGCCGCGACCGCCAGCAAGCUGAGAACCAGCAGCACAACGAGCUGCUUAUGGAGCUCAGUCAAACCAUCGGGGACCUGGACGCGGAGGUCCAAACUUUGGAGGCCCGAGUGGUGGAGGCGGACAAGCAGUACGCGGAGGCGUCGGCAGCCCGCGCCAAGCUGCAUGACGACCGGAAGGCCAAGCAACGUGAGGAGGAGUUUGCGGAGAGGGCGGUCCGCGCUGCCGUGGACAACGCCAAGGCCAUGCAGCAGUCGUACGACAAGUGCAUGCCGGGAGACGUGCGAAAGGGCAUGCAGGGUCUGGACACGCUCCGGCGGCAGUUCGGAGCGGACAUGCAGGGCGUGCACGGCGCAGUCAUUGAGCACAUCCGGACGCACGAGACCUUCCACGUCGCCAUCGACACGAUUGCAGGCAAUCACUUGUUCGACGUGCUGGUUGAGAGCGACGAGGUGGCGGCUCGGCUGAUACGGCAGCUGCACGAGCGAAACUUGGGCCGGGCCACUUUUGUGCCGCUCAACAGGGUGGGCACGCUGCCCGACAUUGAACCUCCCAGCCAAUUCGGCACGGACGUGGUGCCCAUGCUGCGCAAGAUUCAAACCGAUCCGAGGUUUCGCCCCGCCAUGAAGGACAUGUUCGGCCAGGCGCUGCUCUGCAAGGACAAGAACGUGGCCACUGAGGUUUGCCGCUCGACAGACAAGUUUGACUGUGUCACGCUGGACGGCGAGAAGUUCGGGCGGCGGGGCAACAUCAGCGGCGGCUACCUGCCACAGAACCGUGCGCGGCUGGCAGUGUUCAACGCGCUGAUUGCGGCACGGCGGGAGGUGACCCAGCUGCAGCAGAAGCAAAAGGAGGUCAGCGAUGCGGCGGUGGCCCUGAGUGAGGCGUUCGAGGCCGCCGCUCGCAAGGUGGAGGAGCUGGAGGUAAAGCGGCGUAAGCUGCGGGACGAGGCCCGCAGCCGCAAAGUGGAUCUCAAGGUCCGGCGUGACGAGGAGGUGGAGAUACGGCGCCAGGUGGAGGCACACGAGCGCACGUUGGCGACGUACGAGGCGGACAUUGGGCGAAUACAGGCCGACUUACAAACUCUACGCAGGGAGCUGGGGACCGAGAUGACGUCCAGACUGACCGCCGCGGAGCAGAGCGAGAUGACGGGUCUGAACAUGUCUCUCCAGCAACUCCGAGACCAGCUGCGGCGAGCUGCCGAGAGCCGAGACCAGGCGCUGGCCGUUGUCGAGGCCGCGGAGGCCUACCUCAACGGCGUGCUCCUGCGCAACGUGGCCCAGUACGAGGAGGCGCUCACUACGGACGACGCGGUGAACGACAAGGCUACCCUGGCCCUACGCCAGGGGGACCUAGCCGCUCUGCAGCGGUCGCUGGAGGAGACGUCUCGCGCGGCUGCGGAGGCAGAGAAGCACGCGGUCUCGCUGGGCAGGCAGCUGGACCAACUGAAGCGCAAGCGGGAGGAGCUAAAGGACACGGCAGGAAAACAGGAGGCGGCAGCCGCCGACAGUGCCAAGGCUCUAGAGGCCCUAGGCAACAAGCGGACGACGCUGCAGGGCCGCGCGACCGACUUGGACCGCAAGAUCAGGGACCUGGGCUCACUGCCCCAGGACGCCUUUGAUAAAGCCUACCGAGACCGCAGCACCAAAGAGCUAAUGCGCGCCCUGGAGGAGGUGGCUGCUUCCCUGGAGCGAUUCGCCGGAGUGAACCGCAAGGCACUGGAUCAGUACGUGGACUUCUCCAAUCAACGAGAGGAGUUGGCGACCAGGCUCAAGGAGCAGCAAGCUGCUAAGGACAAGAUCAAGGAGCUCAUUACUUCUCUGGACAUGCGCAAGGACGAAGCCAUAGAGCGAACCUUCAAGGGCGUCGCCAAGAAUUUCCGGGAGGUGUUCGCCGCACUGGUACCAGGCGGGUCUGGUGAGCUCGUGAUGAUACGGGCGGCGGGCCGGGGUGCUGCUGGGGACGGAGACGAGGAGGAUGGAGGCGGGACGGGUGCAACCACGACGACGGAGAAGUACAGUGGUGUCAAGGUCAAAGUGCGGUUUGCUGGCACCGGCGAGGCGGUCUCCAUGCGGGCGCUAUCUGGCGGUCAGAAGACGCUAGUGGCCCUGGCCCUCAUCUUCGCCAUCCAGCGCUGCGACCCUGCUCCCUUCUACCUCUUUGAUGAAAUUGACGCGGCGCUGGACCCGCAAUACCGCACCACGGUGGCCGCCAUGCUGCGUCGCCAGGCUCACGACCCGAUCAACCCGGCGCAGUUCAUCGUGACCACCUUCCACCCGCAAAUCGUCACAGAGGCGGACCGGCUGUUUGGAGUGGCGCACACCAACCGCAUCUCCCGGGUCUACGCCAUCAACCGGGAGGACGCACUGCAGUUCUUACAGGCGGCGGAGGACGACGAGCGUGCCGGCGAAAGGGACACGGGUGAAGCGAGCGCAGAGGGAUCGGGAGCGAGACGCGCAGCCAGGGCGUCUGGUGCGAAGCGAGCCGGCGGCGGCCGCAGCGGCCAACAAGGGGCCGCUGGCGGCGGCGGUCGUACCACGCGUGUUGACAAGUCGCCGGCAGCCGGACGGCAACGUAAGCGUGGAGCCGUGCAUGCGGAUGAGGAAGACGAGGAGGCGGAGAGCGAGAGUCUUGAUGGAAGCGGCGAUGAGCAAGAUGGAGAAGGUGAAGGAAUGGACGAGGAUUGAUUGAUUCCCCAAGGCGCGGCUGCCUUUCUGAAAGCGUUCAGGGAGGAAGGCCGUGCAGGUGUCGCGUUCGGAUUUCGGAUAGGAUUUAUAAAAAUAAACACCUCGGACCAGGCUAAAUGACGAAACGGUCUGAUUUGAGCGGACUACGAGAUGAGGAUGACGUACACAAGACGGCGGACCUCCGCAUGGACCUUUAUUGAGAUCCGUACCUCUUGCUGUGGCCCGCUGAAGGGUUAGAAGGCUUUCCUCUAUCGCAAUGGCGGGACUUCUAAUGGUUUUGCAGGUCGUUUUCUGUGACGAUUGGUUAACGAAGAGUGGCAUUGCGAAAAUUGGUGUUGUGCUCGACUGCUUCCAGUUGCAUGUGCACGGCUGGGACUGGAUGUCAGGUUGUGUGCCAUCCUUUGUUAAUAUUGCGUUGGUC
Molecule: messenger RNA, 4207 nt
Organism: Volvox carteri f. nagariensis
Lineage: Eukaryota; Viridiplantae; Chlorophyta; Chlorophyceae; Chlamydomonadales; Volvocaceae
Gene: smc3
Product: structural maintenance of chromosomes protein 3
Exons: 25
Coding region: 1-3786 (1261 amino acids)
Biological process (GO): mitotic sister chromatid cohesion
Cellular component (GO): chromosome
Molecular function (GO): ATP hydrolysis activity; protein binding; cohesin loader activity
Source: RefSeq, a predicted model, not a curated record